GAAACAGAGGGCUGGCGGUGGUGGAGGCGUGUCCUGUUUGAUGACUGGGCGCGUUCAUUGACCCUCUUUUGUGACUGACAUUCGGAAGUACAAGUAGUUCAUUUUCAGGAGCACAGACGGAUAACUUCUCGUAUGUCUGCUUUCUUAUAUUUUAUCGAAGCUGACCUGUAUAUGUCCUGUUUAGCUCUUCGCUAAUUUUAGACAGAUACCCUCUCCCCUCUGCUAGUUUAGCUAGUGUUGCUUUGUGCUAGACUGGUGCCUGCAAUGUGAACCUGAGCUGUAACGGCUCUGCAAGGUAAGUUUAAGCCCAGUAGCUGAUUUUUUUUUUUUUUUUUGCGUGCAUGUGUGUUUUGCAGGUCAUCGCCUUGUAAAAAUGUCCCAGUCAAUUCUCGACACCAUGCCCGGGGCCACCACUGGGACAGUGUCGAUCACAGACUCCCUGAACUUCUGGGAUGGGAAGCGCGUCAAACCUCGGGAGGAGAAAAACGCUGAACCCGUGUUUGAACCCGCAACUGGUAAAUAUACACAGAAAAUACAGUAGGCUAUGGUUCUUUCUGUAGGGGGCAUAUCUCUGAAUAACAUUGCAGGAAACGUUUCUAGAGUGACGGAUUUUUUAGGUUAGUGAAACUAUUACUCUGCGGGGUCACCGUGAGGCCAGACUGUGAUGUAACCGAACUCUUAUGACCCUCAGUGAGUGAACGGCUAUCUGCACCUCCUCUCUGACUGAAUUGAGUCCAUAGACUGUAUAUAUAUUUUCAUAUUUUUGUUGUCAUUUUGUGAGCUGUUAAUGGACACUUCUGCUGGGCGAAGGGUUUACUCAAGAGAGGAGCUCCUUUAAUUGAGUAAAAGCAAAUCUGGACAACAACAUACAAUUCCAGAUGACAUUAGGAGGUGUUGUCGAGGUUGCCGUGAUGGUGCAAAGGUGAAGGCAAAGCUGAAUGCUAGGAGGUGGCGAUAUAAACCCUUUCUUCCAUCAAUCAUUAGGGGAAACGUCAACUCUCUGCCCAACAAAAGCAAUGAGCUGGAGAUAUUGAUGAAGACUGAGAAAGCAUACCGUGAGUGCAGUUUCCUGUGUUUUACUGAAACCUGGUUGAAUCAAAACAACUCGGACUCCAGUGUGGAUCUACCUGGCUUCACUCUCAUAAGGUCAGACAGAGAUGCUCAAGCUAGUGGCAAAAAGAAAGGAGGAGGUCUGGCUUUAUUUGUCAACCAGAGAUGGUGUAACCCUUCACACAUAACUGUCAAGGAGGAGUUGUGUUGUCCAGAUAUUGAACUGUAGUGACAUCAUAUAAAUACCUAGGUGUACAUCUAGAUAAUAAGUUGGAUUGGUCCAAGAACAAGAACUUCAUCUACAGAAAGGGACAGAGCCGCCUCUUUUGCCUGAGAAGACUCUGAUCAAUAGACAUCUGUAGUAAGAUGCUGCAGAUGUUUUAUCAGUCUGUGGUGGCAAGUGUUCUGUUCUACGCUGCAGUCUGCUGGGGAGGAAGCAUCAAACACAAAGAUGCAAGACGUCUUAACGAACUGGUGAAAAAGGCUGGCUCUGUGGUUGGACUCAAGCUGGACUCAGUGGAAGAUGUGUUGGAGAGAUCUACACUGAGGAAGGUGGAGUCUAUUCUCAAGAACAUGGAUCACCCACUUCACAACACCUUGAUGGACCAAAGGGCCAAUGGUGGUGGACGGCUCCUCUCUCUUUGCUGCAGGACAGAAAGAUUCAGAGGAUCUUUUGUACCAACAGCCAUCAGGCUUCAUAACUCUUGUGUAUAUAGUAGAUAACUUUUAGAGACAUAUUAUUUGAGACAAUAGACAAUUGAAUUUCCCUUCGGGGAUUAAUAAAGUUCUUCUUAUCUUAUCUCAUCUUAUCUUAUGUGUAACCUGUUUAUUGUUUCUGCAGGCCGUGUCUUGUGCCAGUUGUUCCCCUGUGGGUCUGAGGAGGUGGACGAGGCCAUUAAGAGUGCCCAUGCUGCCUACCAAAAAUGGAGCAAAUUGGCAGGAAUGGAGAGGGCUCGGGUGAUGCUCGAGGCUGCACGUAUCAUCAGGGUGAGAUGGCCAUCACCAUCUGCAUUGCUGAAACAUUGCCAGUGAUAUGUCAGUGUUGUGCAACUUCAGUUGAAGAUGACUAUUGGAAGCCUGCUUCAAGAAGGAUAUUAGUUACUCAUUAGCAACGCAAACUUGUCCUCACCCUGAACUGUUGGCCUACAUUAUCACAGUAACACCCUUUUAUGUAUCUGUGUCACCUCUUUGAAGUAAUGCCACUGAGGAAUUUCACCCUAAUUUGUUAUUGACAUUACAUAAACUUAAAGCAGUGCCAUGUUAUCCAACUCUUUUAUUCCCCUUAAGCUGUUUUGUCAAAGUAAUGUAUCUACAACUUUUCUCUUUUUGGAUGAAAUAGGAAAGAAGAGACAAGAUUGCAAAGCUGGAAGUGAUCAACAACGGCAAGUCCAUCACUGAAGCACAGGUGGAUAUUGAUAUUGCUUGGCAGUGCAUUGAGUACUAUGCUGGGCUGGCUGGCACACUAGCAGGUAAAUACACACCUAUUCUCAUUUAAAGUAAUUUGAUAUUCUAGUUUCAAAAACUUUUUUUGUGAUGUUUUGCCUGUGACUUGUUUGAAGGCCAGCACAUCCAGCUUCCUGGGGGAGCAUUUGCUUACACCAGAAGAGAGCCCCUUGGUGUGUGCGCAGGAAUCGGUGCGUGGAAUUACCCUUUCCAGAUCGCAGCAUGGAAGUCUGCUCCUGCUCUGGCAUGUGGUGAGUUUGUUGCUGUGUGAUAUACUGCCAGAUUAUGAGAAUUUGAAGUUUGAUGUUACAGUAAUCCAGAGUGAAACAUACCCGUUUUCAACUAUUGCCAGCCUGCAGUUUGUUCAUUUUACUAGUGUCUAUAGUUAUUUAUGUGUAAAUCAAGGCUGUCACAGUGUCAUAUUACUGAGGCCAAAAAUAAUUCAAAUUAACAAUACAGUUUGAAAAUUUAUGGAAUAAUUGACACAAUUAAUCUAAUAAGGGAAAGGCCAGACAAGCAUAAAGCUGUAUUCAUUCAUAGAUUUGAACAGGGUGGCUGUGGCUCAGUGUUAGCGUUAGAGUUGAUCCUCUUUCAGUGGGAAGGUCUGGUGCUUAAUCCCAGGGUCCACUGUCCUCAUGCAAAGAACCGCCUCCUUCUGGCUGCACCCAGUGUUGUGUGAAUAGGAUUAGUUAAUACUGAUGGGUGCUUUACGCAGCAGCUCCUGUGAUCAGUGUGUGAAUGUGGUGCGAAUGAGUGAAUGUGGCAUGAUGUAAUAGCACUUGGAGUAGUGAAAGUGCUGAUUGGUCAGACAACUACAGGCAGUUACGUUUUAUUCUAAUUCACCCGCCUGAUGACACUACAACAGACACUACUUUAUUAAGUGAUUGUUUGUAAUUUGUUGCUUUUAUUAUAGGAUUUUUACUUUUUAGUUUUUUUUUUCAUGUACUGCAAAAACCAUGCAUUUAUUUUUAAAUGAAGUGUAUAUACUUACUCCUCUGGGUUGUGAGUUACAGAACUGAUUUAAAAGCUAAAAAUGGCUUGACAGUAGACAUGUUUAUUACAUAACCCUUAUUAAAGAAGCUCUUCAUUUCUUUUCUUUGUUUUUUUUUUAACAAAUCUUGCAACAUCAACAUAUAGCCAAUACCAGCACAUUUUUAACACUAACAAUGAGUCUGUAUCAGGGCUUCAGUCAUAACCAAAAUUUGCAUUGUAAAUAUCUGGUUGUGUUUAGGUAAUGCCAUGGUGUUUAAGCCCUCUCCAAUGACUCCUGUGACUGCUGUCAUCCUGGCUGAGAUCUACAAAGAGGCUGGGGUACCUGAUGGGCUCUUCUGUGUGGUACAGGGUGGAGCAGAGACGGGGAGCUUACUCUGCCACCACCCCAUGGUUGCCAAGGUCUCCUUUACUGGCAGUGUGCCCACAGGCAAAAAGGUACAGACCAGACCAGUGUGGUGCUAUGAAUUUAUACCAAGUGUUGUUAAAGCUAAAUACAGCUAAACACUGCGAGACCGUGUAUUGAAAACCCCAGAGUUCAAAGAAAGUACACAAUAGAAUCAGAAAAAACAAAGCCUGUCUAGGAAGUAGGAAACCUUUUUUCGAAGUUUCAAAGUAGGGGUAUCAUAAAUUUCUUGCUGUAAAAUCAUUCUGAAAAAAACUGUCUAAGCUUUCCGAUGACGCUUUAGUUAUUGUUGUUGAUAAAACCCAGUGGCUCUUCUUCAGGUCAUGGAAAUGUCUGCAAAGGGGGUGAAGCAGGUGACUCUGGAGCUUGGAGGUAAAUCCCCCCUCCUCAUCUUUAAAGACUCUGAGCUGGAGAACGCAGUGAAGGGAGCACUCAUGGCAAACUUCCUGACACAAGGACAGGUGAGACAUCCUUGUCCUCAAUGCAUAAUCUUUAUUGAUGUAAAGUCUUAAAUGGUUUAGUCAGCCUUAACAGGGUUGGGUUUUCCAUUAGGUUUGCUGCAAUGGGACCAGAGUCUAUGUGCAAAGAGAGAUCAUGCCACAGUUCCUGGAAGAAGUAGUUAAACGGACCAAGGCCAUCCCUCUGGGUGACCCCCUGCUGAAUGAUACGCGAAUGGGAGCACUGAUCAGCAAGCCACAGCUGGAUAAAGUGUUGAGAUAUGUUGACCAGGCCAAGAAAGAGGUGUGUAAAAUCAUUUCAUUGUUAAACAUCAAGGAACGUGUCUUAGUUCUCAUAAAUAUUUGACUAAAAUGUUUGUGUGUUUCCAGGGAGCCAAAGUUCUCUGUGGAGGAGAUCCUUUUGUUCCCAGUGACCCCAAAUUGAAAGGGGGCUACUUCAUGUCCCCAUGUGUACUUGGUAAAUCUUUUCUUUUUUACUUUCCAGUAUGUUAUUUGCACUUCAUCACACUCAUUUGUACCUCUUAUCACUGAACAUAUACCGGCACACAGAUGAAUUCAGUUUUCUCCCUGUGUGUAUGUUUUGUGUUUCUCAGUAUGCACUCUGUGUUACAUCCAGUCCUUUUCCUGCCACAGAUAACUGCAGAGAUGACAUGACUUGUGUGAAGGAGGAGAUCUUUGGCCCAGUCAUGUCUGUGCUGCCUUUCGACACAGAGGAAGAAGUGAUUAAGAGGGCCAAUGACACCACCUUUGGAUUGGCCUCUGGAGUCUUCACAAGGUAAGACUGGGAUGCACAGAGCCCACUGCAGUUUUUCAUUACUCAGUGGUCAGUUGUAGCUACUGAUUUACAGGUUUGUUAGUGACUAUUUAAGAUUUUUGCAUUCCCAGUGUGGUAUAUAAGGUUUUCAAGACAGAAAGUUGCUCUUUUUUGGUGCUUGAAACCCAGAAUUAGAUCAUAUUUUCUGCAUGCAGGGACAUUGCUCGGGCUCAUCGUGUGGCUGAGAACCUGGAGGCAGGGACCUGCUUCAUCAACAACUACAACAUCAGUCCUGUGGAGGUGCCAUUUGGAGGAUACAAGAAUUCAGGUGAGAUUUUUUUAGAGUGAAAAAUGUCACAGUGGCAACUUUUGUUCAGUAUAAACACUGUUAAAUUUCAGUGGCAGUUCUUUUGUUGUAACUUAAACUUCCACUGGCAAAAAUUACACUGAAUUGCAGGAAACAGACAUUAUUUACAUGAAGUCUUCUGAUCUUCUCCAGGUUUUGGCAGAGAGAACGGCCAGGUUACGAUUGAGUACUACUCCCAGCUGAAGACUGUGGUUGUGGAAAUGGGGGACGUUGACAGCCUUUUCUAAACAACUCUCACCAAGUUUACACUGCUGGACCAGAUCCCUGCAAAACAGCAUUUCUCCAUUUUAGUCAUGAGUGCACACAGCACUGUAGUUCACAAUGACAGUGAUGACUGUGAAGCUAGAGGUGGCUUACUUACUUGUUAAGUUCACAAUUCUUUGCUUUUUCUGCUUUCAGGUGGAUCUGCUUUUUAGUGCCAAGCAAGAGAACAAGUGCAAGGCUAAUGUCAUUUUAAGUGCUCAUUAGAAAUAGAAAUUUCAGUUUUGCUUCGAAGCACAGCUUAAAGCCUUUACUUGAAACACUGUGAGUAAUAUUGUGAAAUGUGAAUUGCUAUACGAGAAUAACUACCUAACACAUGCAGAAAGAUUUUUAUACUGUUUGCUUAACACACUUUUGAUCACCAAUCUCUUUUCUCAGAAUAAAUGCUAUAAAGAACACAAA
This is a messenger RNA of Xyrichtys novacula (pearly razorfish), 6131 nucleotides long. Lineage: Eukaryota; Metazoa; Chordata; Actinopteri; Labriformes; Labridae. The record is from the annotation of a GenBank genome assembly.